AUGCCAUCCCUAAAACCCUACCAUGCCGUCUUCUGCAUCAUCCUGGUCGUCUCUCUAAUCCUACUCAAGCGCUCCUCCACCAAAUCCAAACGCUAUAGACGUCGCAUGCAAAGGAUCCCGAAAAUGGUCUCAUGGAACGUCCACAACUUGUGCCAUGGCGAUCGCACAGUUAGCUCGGAACUCGCCGGUGACCCGACACUAGCUCCGUAUAAGCUGUUCAAAGAGCUAUAUGAGAGUAAAGACACCGACAAGAGCCCAGACCUAGCAAGUGAUGAAGACGACGCCAAGAGCGAUGAAUUGGAGAGGGUAAAAGAGUGCGGGAAUUGGGGCGAUUCUGAACCGAGCACGUUGUUUCUUCGAAUUUACCACGACGCGCUCGCUGCGCUGGGCAGAAAUCCGCUUGGCGGAGUUGUCUCUCCGCCGCUCAUGGGAAGCCACGGCGUGCUCCCGCUGACGAUUGUUGCGCCGCUGCCGGAUCUCUGUCGGCAUAUGGCCAAUUGCAUUGUUCGUGCGGAGAAGGAGGUGUUCCUUGCGACGAAUUACUGGAUUUUCUCGAAUGCGUCGACGUUGAUCACCAAUGCCUUGAAAGAACUGUCGAGGCGAGCAGGGAAGCGAGGGGAGAAGGUCGUUGUGAAAUUUCUUUAUGACCGUGGUGAUCCAAAGCAGGUCUGGGAGAGCCACCUCAGCGUCGAGGAGAAGAAGUACGUAGGUGGGAAAGUCAACUUACCAACUUCAGAUGAGAUUCCGCAUCUCGAUAUGCAGGUGAUCAACUACCACCGGCCGAUAAUCGGCACGUUCCACGCCAAAUUUAUGAUUGUAGAUCGUCGCAUUGCGCUACUGCAGAGCAGCAAUAUCCAGGAUAAUGAUAAUUUGGAGAUGAUGGCUCACGUUGAGGGGCCGAUUGUGGAUUCAUUUUAUGAUACUGCGCUGAUAUCCUGGGGUAAAGAGUUAGAUCCGCCGUUACCUAUGAUGAACUCACCGGCAGCAGCUGCACUGGUGUCUUGUUUCUCAGUGCAUGAGAACGACCAUCCCCAAAAGAGCGAUGGUGAUCUUCCGCAACAUACAAUUGACAGUGAACAUUACGAUGUAGAUGUCAAGUCCGAGGCGAAAAGGGUGAACGGACUACUUAAGCCGCGGGAUGGGGAGUCUCGAACGAAACCAGUCACCCGCCUUCUCAAUCAUACAAUGCAGUCGUCGACGACCGGCGAUGCACCAGACGAAGACCAACAAAACCGAAUGAAGCCAUACAUUGUGCACCCACCACACAAACCCUUCCCAAUAGCAUUAGUAAAUAGAGAGCCAUACGGAGCCCCCGACCACUCAAGCACAGCCGUACCCCAAAAUGGCGCAUUCCUCGCCGCAAUCAAGAAUGCUGAACACUCCAUAUUCAUCCAAACGCCAAAUAUGAACGCCGAGCCGCUACUAGACCCGCUUCUCGACGCUGUUCGUCGCGGCGUGGUUGUUACAGCAUACCUCUGUCUAGGGUAUAACGACGCCGGCCAGCUCCUCCCGUUCCAGAACGGAACGAAUGAAAUGAUUUCGAACCGGCUAUAUGAGUCUCUCGAGACGUAUGAGGAAAAGUCCCGGCUGAGGAUAUUUAAUUACGUUGGGAAAGACCAGACAAGACCUAUACAUAAUAAGUUCAAGAAGCGGAGCUGUCAUAUCAAGCUGAUGAUUAUUGAUGAAUCGGUGGCCAUACAAGGAAACGGCAACUUAGACACGCAAUCCUACUACCACAGCCAAGAAGUCAACGUGCUGCUCGACUCGCCCCAAAUCUGCCGCGCGUGGCGAGAGGGUAUAGAUCGGAACCAGAACACACUUAAAUACGGCCUCGUGAGUCCCGAUGAUGGGUGCUGGCGUGAUCCCCAGACCGGCGAGAUUCCGGAGGGCUCUAUAGGUCUUGAUCCGGGGAGGUUUAGCUGGGCGAAGGGGGCUGUGGGGGUUGUGCAUCGGGUGAGAGGGACUGGAGGAUUUUGA
Molecule: messenger RNA, 1977 nt
Organism: Aspergillus puulaauensis
Lineage: Eukaryota; Fungi; Ascomycota; Eurotiomycetes; Eurotiales; Aspergillaceae
Product: IQ calmodulin-binding motif protein
Exons: 6
Coding region: 1-1977 (658 amino acids)
Molecular function (GO): catalytic activity
Source: RefSeq, a predicted model, not a curated record